This is a messenger RNA of Morchella sextelata, 393 nucleotides long. RefSeq lists its product as uncharacterized. The record is from RefSeq and is a predicted model, not a curated record. Lineage: Eukaryota; Fungi; Ascomycota; Pezizomycetes; Pezizales; Morchellaceae. The transcript is spliced from 2 exons. The coding region runs from base 1 to 393 and encodes 130 amino acids.
AUGGUCUCGAGCUACUCGAGGAGAGAACUCUCAAAGACUACCCGCCUCAUGGAGAACGUUCCGGAAGUCUUGCGGCGUGACAGAGUUAUUUCUGGCCCAUCAUUGCUUGACGAUUGUGGUGGGCAAGCAUACACAGUUGUACUCAAUGAUGAUGAUGAAAGGAAGGAGAAGGAGAAGUGGAAGGAGAGCGAGCUGACAGAUAAAGAAGAAUACAGGACAUGUGCCCCUUUUGCUCCACCACGACUCGGGCCCGUGUCUGGUCGAAGCCCUUUCCUCCUGUUCAACAUCCAGUAUGACACUACGAUAAUGGUGGAGAUCAGAAAUGCUCAAAGUAUUCGAUCCAUGAACCUGAGCUUGGGUCUAGGUUUGAGUGUUCAUAUUACAUUGACCUAA